This is a messenger RNA of Diospyros lotus (date-plum), 1515 nucleotides long. RefSeq names its product MOB kinase activator-like 1A. Bases 834 to 1214 code for a protein of 126 amino acids. Gene Ontology annotation, cellular component: nucleus; cytoplasm. The transcript has 8 exons. The record is from RefSeq and is a predicted model, not a curated record. NCBI's taxonomy places the organism in Eukaryota, Viridiplantae, Streptophyta, Magnoliopsida, Ericales, Ebenaceae. Gene Ontology annotation, molecular function: protein kinase activator activity. Gene Ontology annotation, biological process: signal transduction; positive regulation of protein phosphorylation.
UAAUUUGUAACUUUGAUUGUUGAUGAUAAUGAUACUCAACCCAUUAAAAUUGCUGUCGUCGGUGCCAAUGAUUCACGACGCCAUUUCGGAUCACAACAACAAUAAAUUCAAUUGAGGUUGUUUGGAGUGACUCAUGUGGCUUUAGGCUUCAGAGUUUGAUUAUUCGCCGUUGCAAAAAGAAAAAAGAGGGUAACCUGCGGGAGGGUAAUUUCAAGAAAUCAGAAGACAUUUCGGCCUAAGAAAAGUGCCCCAUCAGGAAGUAAGGGUGCACAGCUUAAAAAACACAUAGAUUCUACCUUAGGUAGUGGCAACUUAAGGGAAGCUGUUCGCCUGCCCCCUGGAGAAGAUCUUAAUGAGUGGCUGGCUGUAAAUAUGUUGUGAACAAGAUCAGUUGCUAAUACUACUAUUCCAAUUGGUAAAAGACCAAGGUCGUGAAGUGAUAAGCGGUUGACUUCUUCAAUCAAGUGAACAUUUUAUAUGGCACUCUCACAGAAUUCUGCACAGCAUCAACCUGUCCGACAAUGACAGCAGGACCGAAGUAUCAUUCUCAGUUCCUCUAAGAAUAUUUCCCCGUUGUGUGUGUUCAAUGAAUGUUGGGUAUAUCCAUGCUUGACGUAUAUUGUUAAGCUAUGACAGGAUCUCUGUAAUGAUAUCAUCGCUCUCUCUCUCUCUCUCAAUAUAUGUAACACCAUGGGUCCUCACCCCAAAAGUGUCAACUGAAGAUAACUUACAGGUUCCUAGGACCAAGUAAUAUACUCAAGACCACCCCAGUAAACUAUUGAUGUGGAUUGGGUCAUGACACAAUAUACAUAUAUAUAUAUAUAUAUGGUUAUAUGUCCUUAAGAUACGAGUAUAGAUGGGCUGAUGGAGUUACUAUAAAGAAACCCAUAGAGGUAUCUGCUCCUAAAUAUGUGGAGUAUUUGAUGGACUGGAUUGAAGUUCAGCUUGAUAAUGAAGCUAUCUUUCCUCAAAAAUUGGGGGCACCAUUUCCAACAAAUUUUCCAGAUGUUGUUAAGACAAUAUUCAGGCGCUUGUUUCGCGUAUAUGCACACAUCUAUCACUCUCACUUUCAGAAGAUCGUGAGCCUCAAGGAAGAAGCUCAUCUGAAUACUUGCUUCAAGCAUUUUGUUCUUUUUACAUGGGAAUACCGUUUGAUCGACAAAGGGGAGCUUGCACCACUUUGUGAGAUUGUUGAAUCCAUCUUGGGCGUAUAAUUGCUCAGCUUUGGAUUCACUAGUACUGGAUAAAAACAUCUUGGAGAGCUUGCUGUUAAUUUUGCAUCGAUGCAGCCUUAUCGAUUCACUCUCUUGGUUUUUUUAUGACUGUUUUCAAAUUUUGCUUGCGCCUUCUGAAUCAGAUGCAGUCUUUGAAUGAAUUUGCUUUCUCUUUCUUGGCAAAGUUUUUGGGCAUAUCAUUUACGCCACUAGAUCUUGGCGAAGUUUACUUAAACCUUGAGAAGCUCGCAGGUUUCAAAGCAUACAUGUUUUUUUUCAGCCAAAUUCAAAGUAGAAUUCU